UGGUAGACGCGCACAUGUGUGUCCUUUGGGGUCAUUUUGUCACAUAUCUUGUGUGUGCCUUUUGUCUAUAACCUCUGAAAGCCUCCCAAAGGAGGCGGCGCUAGGGUUUUGAGAGAGAAUGCUCUCCUUGGCCAUCGGCGAUUUUGAUUAUGACAACAAUUAUUUGUUGCUUCUAUAAUCUGUUGUGGAACUCUCCUUUAAAUAAUGGAUAUGAAUUUAUGUUGUCUGAGUUUUCACGCUUUUUGUUCGACAUUGCCCUCCAUCGAUCAACACCACUUUCAUUUUGCCCGCCCAUUUUUUUGACCAAAAAUUAAACUUCCCCUACUCCCCUCGAUACAAAAAUGAAAACCCAGAGACCAGGUCUCGAAGGUGGACGACGGCGGCACGGCGGGCGGAAGCUUUAUCGCUUCUCUAUCUCCUCGAACAAUGGUCUUGGUCUCUCCACAUCACUCGAGAUCUCGGUCUCUCCUCGUCGUCUCUCUCUCAAGUCUCAAUCUCUCCUCGACGGCUCCGGCCCUCUCCUUCGCUCCUCAACGAUCGAAGGUCUUUUUAAUCCUCGUAAGUUGACAGCUCUAAUCGAAAGCAGAGAAAUGGAGCAGAUCCAGUUCAAUCCUGGAGGUCUCUCUUUUAUCUUUUAUCCUUUCUUCUCUUUCAAUUCAUAUAUCAUUUAGUUGUUUGUUAUGCUGCAAUUUGCGAACACCCAGAACCAGAAAUUGGUCCAACGUAGAUACAAAUAAGGUAGGACAAAGGCUUUAUGUGCCUCCUGAGCUGGAAACGAUAAUUCUUUGUCCGUCUGUCUCUGUGCGACUGUUGUUUGUUUUAUUUUUGGUAUCUUUGAUCCUCUGCUGUUAGGUCUUGUUCUUCCUUUUCUUCCACUUCUCUGCAAAUCUUCAUAUCUACGCGGAUUGACCAUCAAAUUUUCGCCAACGUUUGGCCCUCUGGGUCAAUCACGCAAUCUCAAUUUACAUUGGCUUUUGAAUGGUGGCUUGGUUUGCUCAUCAAUCCUAGUCUGAAAGUUUGGUGUUGAACAUCAAGAUGGGAGCUUGUGCGUCCAAGGAAGUUUGCGGGCAAUUGUUGGACGAUAGUUCAAUUUCUAUGCUUAAAAUAUUUGGUCAAGAACCUUGGUACCAUUGCAAGGUUUGGCACCAAGAAAUUCAUGGAAGCCGCGGCUCUACUUGUGUUUUCAGAUUUGGUCAAGAACCUUGGUACCAUUGCAAGGUUUGGCACCAAGAAAUUCAUGGAAGCCUUGGCAGCGUGGCUGCUGGACCUGAUUUUAGCAUGAUUGGUCAGUUUGGUGUUGGGUUCUACUUUGCAUAUCUUGUUGUUAAGAAGGAAGAGGAAGUUGAUGAAGAGAAGGAAGUGGUCAUGUUUCUGGCCUCGAUGUUUUUGACCUUUUUGUUUAGGCAGGGUUAGUAUGUUCAUGUUGGGAUGAUGAUGGAAUGAAUUGGUUUUGGAUAUUUAAUCAAUUAAUGGAUAUGUUUUUGGAUGUGUUGAUCAA
This is a messenger RNA of Rosa chinensis, 1498 nucleotides long. RefSeq lists its product as uncharacterized. The coding region runs from base 1036 to 1413 and encodes 125 amino acids. The transcript is spliced from 4 exons. The record is from RefSeq and is a predicted model, not a curated record. Lineage: Eukaryota; Viridiplantae; Streptophyta; Magnoliopsida; Rosales; Rosaceae.